Molecule: messenger RNA, 1878 nt
Organism: Polyodon spathula (Mississippi paddlefish)
Lineage: Eukaryota; Metazoa; Chordata; Actinopteri; Acipenseriformes; Polyodontidae
Gene: nkx3.3
Product: NK3 homeobox 3
Exons: 2
Coding region: 194-994 (266 amino acids)
Biological process (GO): regulation of transcription by RNA polymerase II; cell differentiation
Cellular component (GO): nucleus
Molecular function (GO): DNA-binding transcription factor activity, RNA polymerase II-specific; RNA polymerase II cis-regulatory region sequence-specific DNA binding
Source: RefSeq, a predicted model, not a curated record
CCUCUCCAAUUAACCCUAAAGACACUGACAGAAAGGAAAAGAGAAGCCGAGUAAAGGAGCUUCUCCCGGUUUUAUAUACCUUGUUUUAGCAGACCUCUUAGAUGAAGGCAGAUGCUUUUACAGUCCACCCGGACUAAAACAACAUCUAGAUUCAUUUAAAAGUAAACUAUCAUUUUAUAUAUACGUAUAUGCGAUGGCACAAAGAGGCACUUCAUUUUCAAUCCAAGACAUUCUUACCAGAGACAGCGAGAAUCGGGAGAGAAAGCAAAUCGCCAAUGAACUUGCAGAACUCUGCAGAUUGUCCGAUCCGGGCUUGCAAAGGAAGACUGGGGUAAUCAAUAAGGAGAGCCCCGAAGCUUGCCUCGCAGAUUGCAUAGAACUCGUAAAUGCGGAAACUCCGAACCUCAGGAAACGUCCCGAGCCAGUGUCGAGCCCAAGCAAGGGUGGGGAAUCUCAGAUUGAUGGCCAGUCUUGCAGAGAGGAUUCCACGGGAGAAGACCCGGUUUAUUCAGGUUGCGAUUCUUUCAAAGAGUGUGAGAGCCAGUCGACUGCAGAGGAAAGGAGCAAGAUGGAGAGAUCUGCCGAUCAACUAAAAACCGUGAAGAAGCGCUCCCGGGCCGCCUUCUCUCAUGCUCAGGUCUACGAGCUGGAAAAACGGUUUAACAUGCAGAGGUAUCUGUCCGGCCCAGAGAGAGCGGAUUUGGCGGCGGCUCUUAAACUCACAGAAACGCAGGUGAAGAUCUGGUUCCAGAACCGGAGGUACAAAACUAAGAAACGACAAAUGGCGCACGAAUUGGCUGCUAACUGCACUCAGACCAUGGCGAAGAAAGUGUCAGUAAAGGUGCUGGUGAGGGACAAUCAGAGGCAGUACAGGACCGAAGAGCUGCUCAGCCCACCUGCCAUCCCCCUUUACCAGGCCUAUCAAUACUACCCGUACACGUACUGCUUCCAGCCGUGGCCGUCAAAUAUGUCCUUGUGUGGGGGAACCCCCUAACACAAACGGAAACUAGGGCAACAUUUCCUUCGUUGCUAUUCAUGAAAAAUCGAUGAACACAUUAUAACUGGCAGUAUAAUUUUCCAAAAGAACAGUCAUGGAAAUGCAGUUUUACACUUCCAAAGACUCCCAAAUAUGCACAUUAAGGAAAAUGUUGAUUCGCCCUUCCCCAGAGGAAGAACUGAUGGGUAAUAUUGUAAAUAUUAUUCAUUUACAAUUAGUAUGCUGCUGACGGCUGAAUGUGGCAUAAUGUACAGUUGACAUUUUUAUAUGUUACUAAAGACGGUGUAUUUGAAUGUUUAAUGAAACUAACAGCGCAGAUACACUGGAUGUGUCGCCCAGAAUAACUUCUUCUGGGACUACAAAUAACAUUUAAAAUAACACCCUGAUGAUAUAACUUAAGUUUCCCAAAAGCAGUCAGCCUGACCAUAGAGAUGUGCUAGACGGGUAUCAAAAUCUAAGCGACGUGAUUUUUGUUUUUUUGUUUUGUUUUUAAGUAAAUGUUAAAUUACCUUUCUUUUUGAAUACUAUCAGUUAAAAAAAGUGUAGUUAAAAUGGUCAUACAAAGUUUGUUUAUAAGUUUAUUAUUUCACCACAUCGAACUCGUUUUUGUCAUUUUUGGAAUCAUUUGAGUUCAGAAGAAGAAACGAGAGCGGUUAUUCCAGUCAGUAUAAGGCAGACUCUGAAUCAAUUAUUCGUUUUUUUUUUUUUUUAACAAACCGCUCGAAGGAGUAUGUUGCACUUCUUUUUUUGUAAGUAUGAACAUGCAAAUAUGAGAAGCAUGUACUAAUCAUUUAAACAAAAAUAGCAUACCGUCAUCUUGCAAGUGUAGGUCAAUUUACUUGAUAUGUUUAUUGUAAAUAAUUCAUGUAUUAAUGUGUUUU